Molecule: messenger RNA, 312 nt
Organism: Tetrapisispora phaffii CBS 4417
Lineage: Eukaryota; Fungi; Ascomycota; Saccharomycetes; Saccharomycetales; Saccharomycetaceae
Gene: SPT4
Product: transcription elongation factor SPT4
Exons: 1
Coding region: 1-312 (103 amino acids)
Biological process (GO): positive regulation of DNA-templated transcription, elongation; regulation of transcription elongation by RNA polymerase II; chromatin organization
Cellular component (GO): DSIF complex; nucleus
Molecular function (GO): zinc ion binding; RNA polymerase II complex binding
Source: RefSeq, a predicted model, not a curated record
AUGUCUAGUAACGACAGAGCAUGUAUGCUAUGUGGAAUAGUGCAAACCACUAAUGAGUUUUCCAGGGAGGGCUGUCCAAACUGUCAAGGUAUAUUUGAAGAGGCAGGCGUCUCUUCAAUUGAGUGCACGUCGCCUUCUUUUGAAGGGCUAGUGGGCAUGUGUAAACCUUCCAAGUCAUGGGUUGCUAAAUGGUUGAAUGUCGAUUCGUAUAUACCUGGCAUGUAUGCCGUUAAAGUUGACGGUAGGUUGCCAAUCGAAGUCGUCGAUUUGCUUCCUCAUUAUAAGCCAAGAGAUGGUAGCCAGGUGGAGUAA